GGCGAGCUGGAAAGCCGGCGGCAGCCCAGCCGGAAAGGCACCCGCCCCCCAGCUUGGCUACAGCCACCGCUCCUCCUCUCUCUCCGCUUCUUCAUCUCCUUGCCUUUCGCUGGCGAGCCGCCAGCCAAGAAACAGUCCAGAGCCCGCCCCCAUUGCCUCCCGGCGCAGCAGUUCUUUACAUCAAGAAAGAAGAGCGAGAAGAGUUCAGUAGGUUACCAUGCGCCGGUGGUUUUGCUGCACUCAUUUUGACACCCCAUAUCUCGAAAAUGAGAAUGGAUUUACAAGCAGUCCGGACGGAACAAGUGGAAACGGUCUUACUUCAAACAGUGAUCCUGCGAAACCACCUUCCAUUGAAGUACCUGCAUUGUUAUUUGAUGAACUGAAAGAAAAGACAGAUGAUUUUGGGUCAAAGACUUUGGUUGGUGAGGGGUCAUAUGGAAGAGUAUAUUAUGCUGUUUUGGAAAAUGGAAAACAUGCAGCCGUGAAGAAGCUUGAUGCUUCAGCAGACCCUGAGCCCGACAAUGAAUUUCUAGCACAGGUCUCCGUUGUUUCAAGAUUAAAACAUGAAAAUUUUGUGGACAUGCUUGGUUAUUGCAUUGAAGGAGAUCAACGUCUGUUGGCUUAUGAAUUCGCUACAAUGGGCUCCCUACAUGAUAUUUUGCAUGGAAGAAAAGGUGUUGCAGGUGCGCAGCCUGGUCCUGCCCUCGACUGGAUGCAAAGAGUCAGAAUUGCUGUUGAUGCUGCAAAAGGUCUUGAGUACCUUCAUGAGAAGGUUCAACCUUCCAUAGUCCAUCGAGACAUACGAUCUAGCAAUGUUCUUUUAUUUGAGGACUACAAGGCUAAAAUUGCGGACUUCAAUCUUUCAAGCCAAUCUCCAGAUAUGGCUGCCCGCCUACAUUCUACCCGUGUCCUCGGAACUUUUGGAUAUCAUGCUCCAGAGUAUGCUAUGACUGGCCAACUGACUCAAAAAAGUGAUGUUUAUAGCUUUGGAGUUGUCCUUUUAGAGCUUCUAACUGGAAGGAAACCUGUAGAUCAUACAAUGCCAAGGGGCCAGCAGAGUCUAGUUACUUGGGCAACACCAAGGCUCGGUGAGGACAAGGUGAAACAAUGUGUUGAUCCAAGAUUAAAUGGAGAGUACCCUCCAAAGGGUGUUGCCAAGCUUGCGGCAGUGGCAGCUCUCUGCGUUCAAUAUGAAUCUGAGUUCAGACCAAGCAUGAGCAUUGUAGUCAAGGCAUUGUCUCCCCUUCUUGUAAAUGCACCCUAUCAGGCGGCAGCUGCUCCUGAUACACGUUCAGAAGCCUGACAAAAUGUUCAACUCAACUCAUGUAAAGAAAUAGCAUUUGUUUCUCGGUAAUACCAAUUUUAUCAAUUAUUUGUCUUUUAUACACCUGAAUUAUGUGUGUGUUUACUAUAGAGGAAGGGAAGAAAGGAGUAAUGCAAUUUUUUUUUAACACGUGAACUUCAUAUGCUUGAGAA
This is a messenger RNA of Panicum virgatum (switchgrass), 1476 nucleotides long. RefSeq names its product PTI1-like tyrosine-protein kinase 3. The coding region runs from base 218 to 1303 and encodes 361 amino acids. The record is from RefSeq and is a predicted model, not a curated record. The transcript is spliced from 8 exons. Gene Ontology annotation, biological process: protein phosphorylation. Gene Ontology annotation, molecular function: protein tyrosine kinase activity; ATP binding. Lineage: Eukaryota; Viridiplantae; Streptophyta; Magnoliopsida; Poales; Poaceae.